AUGUUGGUCGUCGGGUCGUGCUGGCCUCAAGACCAUCCCGACUCCGUGAACGCAUCACCUACGUUGUGUGGACUUGUUCUAAAAUGGCGGCGCCAUACACAAUGUCGAGAUGAAACGGUCGGGAAAGACGACUACCCAACCGAGACAGCCGCCACUGCUGCUGCCGGUCAGGUGACUGAGACCGCCGCCGAGGCUGUGCAGCAAGUUCUUGCGAUGCCCGGAGCCGGAGAGGCUGAUACCGCCGCCGGAGGUGUCGCGACGAACGGCCUGAGUCGUCUCCUCGACCUGGGAUUGACAGCAAGUUGGUGGGAAGAUGUGAAAGCCCAGGAGGGCGGCGAGCGAUAG
Messenger RNA from Protopolystoma xenopodis, 345 nucleotides. The record is from the annotation of a GenBank genome assembly. NCBI's taxonomy places the organism in Eukaryota, Metazoa, Platyhelminthes, Monogenea, Polystomatidea, Polystomatidae.